AUGGCCACCGAGAAGACACUCCGCGAGUUCUCUGUGCCCACUGUCACCAACGUGGCCACUGGCCCCGCUGUUGACACGGCCGGCAAGAACUUCGAGCUACGCACCGGCCUGAUCACCAUGGUGCAGGCGAGCCCAUUCUGUGGCUUGCCAAGCGAGGAUGGGAAUGCACACCUUCAACACUUCUUGGAGCUAUGUGACACGAUUGUCAUCAAGGACAUCACUCCUGAUGUCAUUCGGCUCCGCCUCUUUCCUUUGUCCCUCGUGGGGAAGGCGAAGAGCAUAGGAGCGGCUGGAGAGUACAUCCUAAGCUGCCCCCAUCACGGCAUGGAGAACUGGAUGGUGCUCCAGAACUUCUACAAUGGGCUCACGCCCAUGUCGAAGGGACACCUAGACGCCGCCGCUGGAGGCGCGUUCCUAUCACUUAUCUCCGCCGGGGCCAAGGCCCUGAUCGAGAAGAUGCAACUCACCGAGAGGAACCAAGAGAACCCCUCGAACUCGGUGAAGGCCAUAGACUCGCACAUGACGUGUGAGGUCUGUGGAGAAGUUGGCCAUUCAGGGAAUGAUUGCCCCGAAACCCAUGAAGACGCUGCCUACAUCAACAACGAGUUCCGCCAAUAG
Messenger RNA from Sorghum bicolor (sorghum), 618 nucleotides. RefSeq lists its product as uncharacterized. The coding region runs from base 1 to 618 and encodes 205 amino acids. NCBI's taxonomy places the organism in Eukaryota, Viridiplantae, Streptophyta, Magnoliopsida, Poales, Poaceae. Gene Ontology annotation, molecular function: zinc ion binding; nucleic acid binding. The record is from RefSeq and is a predicted model, not a curated record. The transcript has 3 exons.